CGGAGGACGGCCAGGCGACACGUGUGACGUACAAAAGACGGCGCUGGCGAACCGUUCAGCGUGGGUAUCCAUCUUCCGACUCCACGCAAGUUGUGACCAGCGGGGGCAUCUUCCUGUAAGGCGCAUCUUCACUUGCGCCUUGCGUGCUGUCCUAUGGAAGUGUAGAGCAGCGGGUGCGUUGUCGGCUCCGGCGUACGCCAUAUCCUAUGGCAGCGUACGGCAGCGAGCGCAUCUACGGGUCCGGCGUGCGUGGUCUCCUGCGGCAGGGUCGAGCAGCGGGCGUGUCUUCGGCAGCUGUGGCAGGCGUCACGAUGUGGGGGCGGAACGAUCCCCAGAGAUGGAUGUUCGCGGCAGCGGGCGCCGGGCACGGUCUGCGUGAAGAGGAGAUUGACGUGGUUGCGAUGGCGGUUAAUGCCGUCGUCGUGAACACGAUGAGCGACAUGUCGUCGUUCUCACACGACAUGCUGACGCAGCUCCUUGUCCAGUUGUGUGCCGCGCUGUCAUCUGGCGUUUUCCCGCGGCAGACCCCACGUUGGUGGAUUAAACGACGGACUGGUGGAACAUGGGAGGAUCUCCGCCUCUGUGAUGACGCGACGGACGAGUACUACUGCCAGAAGUUGCGCAUGUCGAUGGCCAUAUUCAAGCAUAUCAUAGCCGUGUGCGCCGCGUACGUGGAGAAGAAGGUGAUGCACUAUAGGAUGCCAUUGCGAGUGGAGCAGGUGAUCGCUUUCUCGUUGUACAGGUGGGCGUCAAGAGAGACGUACGAGAGCGGCACGUCAGCCUUGGGCAUGGGCAGGGCAACUGGACUGCAGGCCAUCCGCGACGUCACUUCGGCGCUGCUGCAGGCGUACCCCGACGCGAUCAAGUGGCCAGUUGGCCGUAGACGUGCGCAGUAUCUGCGCGCAUUCAGUAACAAGGGUUUCCCGAACUGCUUCGGCGCGAUCGACUGUACACACAUCUACAUUGACAAGCCCGCCGGCGCACGUUCAGACAACUACUACGAUCGCAAACAAAAGUUCUCCGUGCAGGCGCAGGUGGUGGUGGAUUUGGAUCUGCGGAUCCUCGACAUUCACAUCGGAUACCCCGGAAAAGCUGGCGAGCUGUUCGAUGCACCUCCGAAGAAUCUGCCGCACGGUCUCCUCAAGCGAGGUUACCUGCUAGGCGACAACGGUUAUCCAGUUGCCUGUCCAUGGAUCGUGCAAGCGUACAGAGGAAUCGACCGAGAUCCUGAUGAGGAGUGCUUCAACAAGCGGCAGAAGGUGGCGCGGGGGUGUGUGGAGAGGGCAUUCGGGCGGCUGAAGUGCAUGUGGCGUUUAUUCUUGCGCACGCACAAGAAGAACCUGGAGACCUUGCCACAACAAUUCGUGGCCGUGUGCACUCUUCACAACAUCCUCCUCGAUGCGAGGAUCGACUUCGAUGAGAACCUUUUGUGGGAGGUGGAUGAGACUGGCAUUCGGCAUAGAGUAGACUUGGGCAUUGUGGGGAACGGCGAGGGCGGGCAGCGACGGAGCACGAACGUGGAUGGGACUUGUUGCGGGAUGCGCUUCGAGACCGCCUAGCUUUGAUGUAGGACCGCGCG
Chara braunii is the source of this 1579-nucleotide messenger RNA. NCBI's taxonomy places the organism in Eukaryota, Viridiplantae, Streptophyta, Charophyceae, Charales, Characeae. The record is from the annotation of a GenBank genome assembly.